Molecule: messenger RNA, 402 nt
Organism: Drechmeria coniospora
Lineage: Eukaryota; Fungi; Ascomycota; Sordariomycetes; Hypocreales; Ophiocordycipitaceae
Product: LSM domain-containing protein
Exons: 1
Coding region: 1-402 (133 amino acids)
Cellular component (GO): NatC complex
Source: RefSeq, a predicted model, not a curated record
AUGGAUACAGAGGAAGCACAGGAAUACCUGCGAUCCCUGCUGAAUAAAAACUUGCGAGUCUUCACCACGGAUGGCCGCCUCUUCUGGGGCUCGCUCAAGUGCACUGAUCCGGUUCGCAUCACCCUGCUUCCGCGCGGCCAACGAACCAGCCCUCCACUCUGCUUCCUGCUAACUUGCUGCCUCGACCAGGAUAGCAACGUCGUGCUGGCGCACACGUACGAAUACCGACAGCCCUCGGCCGAUGCCCUUCGUCAACUAGCCGGGGAGGCCGGCGGGAGUAUGAUUCCGGCCGCCAUGUCAUCGCGAUACCUCGGCCUGGUGGUAGUGCCGGGCCAUCACAUUGUCAAGAUGGAGCUUGAACAAUUUGCAAGCCAAGUUGCGACCAGGGACCGUCCUCGAUGA